Molecule: messenger RNA, 753 nt
Organism: Prunus persica (peach)
Lineage: Eukaryota; Viridiplantae; Streptophyta; Magnoliopsida; Rosales; Rosaceae
Exons: 2
Coding region: 1-753 (250 amino acids)
Source: RefSeq, a predicted model, not a curated record
AUGGCAGAGAAAGCAAGCAAACUAAAGCAGAGGAAAAGGAAAGAGAAGCAAGGUAAUGAACAUGAACGAGAUGAAAAAUGUUAUUUACGUUGGAACAUACAAAUGGAUCAUUCAUUAGCAGAGAUACUUAGAGAAGAACGCCAGAUGGGUCACAAAGGAGAUGGUGGUUGGAAAUCAGUUGCUUAUAACACUGCUGCAGCCAUAUUGUCUGCCCAAUAUAAUAUUGAAGUAAGUGCUGAUAACAUUAAAAAUCGUGUCAAGACAUGGAAAAAGUUUUAUGCUGUAGUCAGUGACAUAUUAAGUCAGAGUGGAUUUAGUUGGGAUGCAACAAAAAAGAUGAUCACUAUAGAUGAAGAGAAUGUUUGGAAUGAGUAUGUGAAGUCUCAUGAAGAUGCUAGAACUUUUCGAUAUAAAGUAAUUGCAAAUUGGGAUGAUAUAGUGGAUUUAUGUGGCAAAGAUAGAGCUACUGGAGAGGGUGCUGAAACAUGUUUUGAAGCUGCUGAGGUUAUGACCCCUGAUAGCGAACCGAAUAAUUUUGUUGACUUGGGUGCUGAUACUCAAGGUUUUGAGAAUUCUCACAUUGAUGAUGUCUCACCCAAUUCUAGGUGUCCAAAGAAAAGAAAUCAACCAUCUUCUGAAAUUCGCCCACCAAAGAAAAGAGGUACUCCUAAUGUUCUUGCUGAUUCAGUGGCUAAAAUGGCUUCAUCGUUCGAACAAUUUAUCAAUGCUACCUACAAAAGCUUGAUCCAUUAG